Messenger RNA from Cervus elaphus (red deer), 729 nucleotides. It is a transcript of the gene SMIM40, whose product is annotated as small integral membrane protein 40. The record is from RefSeq and is a predicted model, not a curated record. Lineage: Eukaryota; Metazoa; Chordata; Mammalia; Artiodactyla; Cervidae. The transcript has 4 exons. Bases 1 to 294 code for a protein of 97 amino acids.
AUGACUGAGCACACACACACUGCCAAUGGCCAGCAGGUGAUCCUUCUCUCCGAGCUCUUGAGACACAGUGAUUCAUGGAAGACAGAGAAAUACAGAAGUGCUGCUCACAUUGGAGGAGACUGCAGGGGUCCCCUGCGGCGGGCCAUGGACAAAGCCUUCUUUAUCUUCCUGGUCCUCAUCGUGACACUACUGAUGCUGGAGGCUGUUUGUAAGCUGCUAUGGCUGCUACCUUGGGCAAAGUUUGAGGACUGGCUCCUGAGAACACCUGAGAAGGAGGAGGUGCUGGAAUUGUGACCACCUUUCCUAUAAACGUACUCUUGCCCUGGCACAGAGCUCUCCCAGAGGAAGAGGAGGAGACGAGACUCAAGGUAUUUUACGAGCCUCGUUUCUUCUCACAGCUCUUACAGAUUCUGCUCAGAGCCCCCUUCCCACAUCGCCUGUCCUCAGGCCCUAGAGCUCCUGGACAAAGCCUCCUUGUCAUCAGCGCCUGCGCCUCGGGAACCCCCUCCAGAAAACGACGGAGAACCAACUAGGUCCCACCUAUUUGGUUGGUCGGUCAUUAGUUCUGUGGUGGAGCUUGAAAAGCACACCAACAAUCGCAAUAAUAAUAACAACACAUUUGUAUAGCGUGUUGUGCUCGUUUGUAUGCAUGUGUUAUGACUUCAUGAUUGGGAGAUGUAGGCACCUGGAUGUAGAAGUAGCUUCUGGGCAGCUGCAAGGGAGCGCGCA